Molecule: messenger RNA, 1263 nt
Organism: Tarenaya hassleriana
Lineage: Eukaryota; Viridiplantae; Streptophyta; Magnoliopsida; Brassicales; Cleomaceae
Product: peroxidase 50
Exons: 4
Coding region: 131-1126 (331 amino acids)
Biological process (GO): response to oxidative stress; hydrogen peroxide catabolic process
Molecular function (GO): heme binding; peroxidase activity
Source: RefSeq, a predicted model, not a curated record
UUGGUACCACUCUAAUCAUAUCAGACCACACCACAACAGUAAUCGUAACGUUAAAGAAUCAAGAAUCAUCUUCUCUUUCGUUUCUUUUUUUUUUUUUUUGCUAGAGAGGUUAAUUUGGGGAAAACAAGAGAUGGGUCGUGGGAUCAACCUCGUACUGGUGAUGCUGUGCAUGUAUAUGAGCCUCUGUUUGCUUCCGGACACAGCUUCUGCUCAGCUCAGACGCAACUUCUACGCAAACUCAUGUCCCAACGUCGAACAGAUCGUCCGAAACGUCGUCCAGCAGAAAAUCCAACAGACCUUCGUCACCAUCCCAGCCACUCUCCGCCUCUUCUUCCACGACUGUUUCGUCAAUGGGUGUGAUGCGUCGGUGAUGAUAGCGUCGACGGGGAACAACAAGGCGGAGAAGGAUCACCCGGACAACUUGUCGUUGGCCGGAGACGGAUUCGACACAGUCAUCAAGGCCAAACAGGCCGUCGACGCCUUCCCAAGUUGCCGUAACAAAGUUUCUUGCGCCGAUAUUCUCGCCAUCGCCACCCGUGACGUCGUUCUCCUGGCGGGGGGACCAAGAUAUGAAGUGGAGUUGGGAAGGCUUGAUGGACUGUCUUCCACGGCGGCGAGUGUCGGAGGGAAGUUGCCUCAGCCCACCGACGAUUUGAACAAACUCAGUUCCCUCUUCGCCAAGAACGGACUUAGCCUCACCGAUAUGAUCGCUCUCUCCGGGGCGCACACGCUGGGAUUCGCGCACUGCACAAAGGUCUUCAACAGGAUCUACAGCUUCAGUAGGACCAGCCCAGUGGACCCCACGCUGAACAAGGCUUACGUGGCACAACUUCAGGCAGCAUGCCCGCGCAACGUGGAUCCACGUGUGGCGAUAAACAUGGACCCCACCACACCGAGGCAGUUCGACAACGUCUACUACAAGAAUCUGCAGCAGGGGAAAGGGCUUUUCACUUCGGACCAGGUUCUGUUCACGGACCCUAGGUCAAAGUCAACGGUUAACCAGUGGGCGAGCAAUGGGCAGUUGUUCAAUCAAGCCUUCACUAAUGCCAUGAUCAAGCUCGGCCGUGUCGGCGUCAAGACUGGUCGUAACGGCAAUAUUCGCCGAGAUUGUGGAGCUUUCAAUUAACGCCUCCUCGUAAAGGGGAAUUUCUUUUUUCUUGGAUUUCUGGGUUUUUUUUCUUUGGGGUGUUGUUAAGGGUUGCAACGUCAAUUGGUUCAACUCAAGAUCUUAAGCGUAAAGAAUAAAUUUCCAAUACAAAGAAA